GCACCUUUAGUUUUUUUUCUUUCUUUUUUCUUCCUUUUCCCUCUUUAUCUACCUUCACUGCGUACAAUUUUCCUUAAUUUUUCGUUUAAAUUGAGAAAAAAAGGAACCAGAAUUCCAUUACACAUAUGCAAACAAGGUGAGUGAUCGAAAGUGGCCAAAAUACAAGCAUCAUUCAGUAGUAUGGCGUCCACGGUUCGGAAACUGAGAGUAGAAGUAGUUGAGGCCCGCGAUCUGUUGCCCAAGGAUGGACACGGCACGUCCAGCCCGUACGUCCAGGUGGACUUCUAUGGGCAGCGGAAGAAGACACAAACACGCAUCCGCGAACUCAACCCAACAUGGAACGAGGUGCUCGACUUUAACGUUGGCAAGCCCUCGUCGGUGUUCGGCGACAUGCUUGAGGUCGACGUUUACCACGACAAGAACUACGGGCCGACGAGGAGGAACAACUUUCUGGGUCGGAUAAGGUUGAAUUCCACGCAGUUCGUCAGGAAAGGCGAGGAGGCUCUAAUGUAUUUCCCUUUGGAGAGGAAGAGCUUGUUCAGUUGGACUCAAGGUGAUAUUGGGCUCAGGAUCUAUUACGACGAUGAGGUGGCCCCGCCACCAUCUCCUCCGCCUCCUCCGGUUGAGGAAGUGAAGCCCGAGCCACCUCCUCCGGUUGAGGAAGUGAAGCCCGAGCCGCCUCCUCCGGCUGAACCGGCCCCUCCACCGGAAGAUCAGCCAAAGCCGCCAGAUGAAGCUGGAAAGCAAGUCGAGCCGGCGCCACCCGCUAACGGUGACAAGCCUAAUGAAGAGCCACCAGCUGAUCAUCAAGCUCAAGCUGAUGCGGCAGCAAUUGCUGGGCCGGAAGCCGCGCCGCCAGUGGAAAAUGCGGCUCCUGAAGUUGAGAAGCCAACAGAGGAGCCCCAGUCUGAGACUUCCCUGCCAACAGAAGAGAGUAAAGAUCAGGUGGGCCAACCUCCCGCUACAGAGUCUGUGCAACCUGGUCCUGAGAUCCAGAUGAUGGCAGCGUCUGUAUCUAAUCCAGUGCCAGAAGUCAAAUUCGCAGGAUUUAACGGUCCGCAGCCGAUCAAUAUGCCGUUUGCGCGGAAGAACUUCACUACUUUGGACCCAACCGAAAGUAUGACGAUCGAACAGUCCUCAUUCGAUCUCGUCGAGAAGAUGCACUAUUUGUUCGUUCGAGUAGUGAAAGCGAGGUCGCUUCCCACCAAUGGCAAUCCGGUUGUAGAGAUCGCGGCUUCAGGUCACCACGUCAGAUCCAAACCUGCCCGAAAAACAAAUUUGUUAGAGUGGGACCAGACAUUCGCCUUCCUCCGCGACUCUCAAGAUUCUUCGUCCCGCUUAGAAGUCUCGGUGUGGGACCCGCCUGCACCGGGGGAUCACGGUUUCUUAGGUGGGAUUUGCUUUGAUGUAUCAGAGAUUCCGCUGCGGGACCCACCGGACAGCCCGCUGGCCCCACAAUGGUAUCGAUUGGAGGAAGGCGGGGCCCACGGUGGGGACCUCAUGCUUGCCACGUGGGUGGGCACCCAGGCUGACGAGGCGUUCCCGGACGCGUGGAAGACGGACACUGCCGGUAACGUUAACUCACGUGCCAAAGUUUACCAAUCCCCAAAGCUAUGGUACCUCAGAGCGACUGUCCUCGAAGCCCAAGACAUUCUUCCACUAACGGCGUCAAAAGAAGUCUCCUUUCAAGUUAGAGCCCAGCUGGGAUUCCAAGUCUCGAAAACCAAAGUCUCCUUCUCGCGCAACGGCACCCCGUCAUGGAACGAAGACUUGAUGUUCGUAGCUGCCGAGCCAUUCAGCGACCACCUAAUUCUCACCGUCGAAAACCGGCAACCCAAAGGAGCAGAAACUAUAGGGGUGGCCAGCAUAACACUCACGGCCAUCGAAAGGCGCGUGGACGACCGGAAAGUUACGUCACGUUGGUUAAACUUGGAGGACACAAACGGCGAGAAGAGGGCUUACAAGGGUAGGGUCCAGCUCCGCUUGUGCUUCGACGGGGGGUAUCACGUGAUGGACGAGGCCGCGCACGUGUGCAGCGAUUUCCGUCCCACCGCCAGGCAGCUAUGGAAACCCCCGGUCGGUAAGGUCGUACUCGGCAUCAUCGGUUGCAAGAAUCUGAUGCCGAUGAAGACGAUAAACGGUAAAGGCUCAACUGAUGCUUACUGCGUCGCUAAAUACGGUUCCAAGUGGGUACGUACACGUACGGUUUGUGAUAGUUUGGACCCCAAGUGGAAUGAGCAGUACACGUGGAGGGUGUACGACCCAUGCACUGUGUUGAGCGUUGGAGUAUUUGACAGUUGGGGAGUGUUCGAAACUGACGGCUCGAAGGAAGCCACGCGUCCCGAUUUCCGUAUCGGAAAGGUUCGGGUACGUAUUUCCACGUUGCAGUUGGGUAAGGUUUACAGAAACAUGUACCCGUUGUUUGUGUUGUCUAAUACAGGGGGGAAGAAGAUGGGUGAGGUGGAAAUCGCUAUAAAAUUUGUACGUGAGGCUCCCACGUUGGAUAUCCUCCACGUGUACUCCCAGCCCUUGCUGCCAUUGAUGCAUCACAUAAAGCCGCUUGGAAUGGGCCAGCAAGAGAUGUUGAGAAACACGGCCGUGAAGAUUGUAGCCGCACACCUGUCACGAUCCGAACCGCCGAUUAGGCGCGAGGUCGUGCUUUACAUGCUGGACGCUGACUCGCAAGCAUUCAGCAUGCGAAAGGUACGAGUAAACUGGUUCAGGAUCAUCAACGUGAUUGCAGGUCUGGUCGAUAUCGCGCGAUGGAUGCACGACACGCGUCUUUGGAAGAAUCCGACGGCUACAAUUCUUGUGCACGCAUUGCUUGUCAUGCUCGUGUGGUUUCCUGAUCUAAUCGUCCCCACGUUGGCAUUUUACGUGUUUGUGAUAGGUUCGUGGAAUUACAGAUUUCGGUCACGGGACCCACUCCCACAUUUUGACCCGAAGAUCUCGCUAGUUGAUGUAGUUGACCGUGAUGAGCUGGACGAGGAGUUCGAUGGGGUGCCGAGUAAUAGGCCAAAUGAGAUGGUGCGGGCGAGGUAUGAUAAGCUACGCAUGAUUGGGGCACGUGUGCAGACGGCACUGGGGGAUUUUGCGACGCAAGGUGAACGAGUGCAGGCGUUGGUGACGUGGAGAGACCCACGUGCGAGUGGGGUAUUUGUUGGAUUGUGUUUUGUGGUGGCGAUGAUAUUGUAUAUGGUGCCGUCGAAGAUGAUGGCGAUGGCGCUUGGGUUCUAUUAUUUGCGCCAUCCGAUAUUCCGAGAUCGGAUGCCGUCACCGGCUUUGAACUUCUUCAGGAGGCUUCCUUCCCUUUCUGAUCGAAUUAUGUGAGGCUAAUGAUAUAUAGGAAGGCAUGCUGCGUGUUGGCCUAUAUGUUUCUCCAGGUUUUUUUGCUUUUUCUUUUUUCUGUUCUCUUUUCUUUUCUUUCCAGAAUCGUGUAGUUCUUCUUACUUUCCUACCAUCUCUUUUGCUAAAUAACGAUGGAAAUUUUAACUAACAAAUAAAUCUCUUCGUUAUACAAA
Molecule: messenger RNA, 3521 nt
Organism: Alnus glutinosa
Lineage: Eukaryota; Viridiplantae; Streptophyta; Magnoliopsida; Fagales; Betulaceae
Product: multiple C2 domain and transmembrane region protein 16
Exons: 1
Coding region: 181-3330 (1049 amino acids)
Source: RefSeq, a predicted model, not a curated record